Molecule: messenger RNA, 444 nt
Organism: Striga hermonthica
Lineage: Eukaryota; Viridiplantae; Streptophyta; Magnoliopsida; Lamiales; Orobanchaceae
Source: the annotation of a GenBank genome assembly
AUGGCCAACGCGCUUUGCUGCACAAUUGUUAUCACAAUUCUCUUCAUAUGUUUGGCCAUUGAUUCAAAGCUUCUUUCACAAAACACAUUCACGAACCAAACGCGCGUAGAACCGAAUGGGGGACGACGUACGGAAUGGAAAACAUUGUGCCCGCACGUACGCAUACAAGUGAGUCAAGGCGUGGUCUCAUUGCACGGGAUACCAAGGUAUAGCGUGAUAAUCACGAAUUUGUGCACCGACUGCUGGGUCGCAAAAGUCCAUUUUCACUGUCAAUGGUUUGCGUCCGCCACACUCGUUCCGCCGAACUUUUUUGAACGUGUGGCGUAUGACGAUUGCGUCGUCUAUGGAGGGAGGCCGAUGCCGAGCGGGAAAACGAUUCAAUUUGUGUACUCCAACACCUACUCGUACCCUUUAUCGGUUGCCUCUUUCGUGUGUUGGCCUUGA